Molecule: messenger RNA, 3456 nt
Organism: Procambarus clarkii (red swamp crayfish)
Lineage: Eukaryota; Metazoa; Arthropoda; Malacostraca; Decapoda; Cambaridae
Biological process (GO): protein localization to nucleus; negative regulation of protein catabolic process
Molecular function (GO): DNA binding
Source: RefSeq, a predicted model, not a curated record
GCCCGUCUGGGCCGCCCGCCGCCGCCGCCAUCUUGGUUGCGGGGGGUGACCGGCUCGCUCUUCACGGGAUCCGGCGAGAUUUCGAGGGACCGGGACUCUUUGGUGGGAUUUUUGACCCCCCGAGCCAGCUUCCCGGGGGGCACUGACCCCUGCUGCUAGCUCGCACCGCACUAUCUCAGGCUGGAGAGAAAGCUGAGCAUCAUGGGGGAGGAGAGCGAGGACGAUUACGACGACUCGACCUCACUUCCCCCGGUGAAACGCAUCCGAGUCACACAAAUGGACCUUUUGAAUCAUUUACUGACUGAGGUCACAGAAAUCAAAACAUGUAUGAACACUCGCCUUACUUCUCUAGAGACCAAAGUGUCUGUACUGGUUCAGACAUGCAACCGACUAUCUUCAAAGUUAGAUGUAAUUGAACGGCUCGUUGGCAAGCAACCAGAUCAAAAUGCAUCCAUGGAGAUGGCUAUCGAGAUGUCCAAUGCCCCGAUACUGGUGCAGGACACAGAUGCCAACAACCACAUGAAUAUAAUUUCACUGAAUUCUGAGGAGGAUUUUCCACAUGGCUCAUGGCUGGGUGAUCCUGCACACCCCACCCUGCGUGUCAGGUGCCCGAUAACACCUCAAAAUCUCCUCCAUAUCAACGCUACCUGUAUCACAGCUGAAAAAAUGGCGCUUACUUUGUUGGAUUACCUCUUUACAAAGGAAGAAUUGGCCACCUCUAAUUUGUCAGGAAGAAGUAGAUGGAAUAAACGUCAGUUAGACCCACUAAUGAUCUUUGGAAUACGCUGUCAUUUGCAAUACAAAUUUAAUAUCUCGUCUAAGUUAUGGCACAAGAUUUGUCAGAAUAUGGACUCAAAAUGCCGCUCAGCUUGGAAACGACGAAUCAGAGGCAUGGUCACUCAACCUCGAAAUAGUCGACAGGCGCCACAGAUCGGCCAUACCUCAUCUGUUCGAAAAGAUCCUGCUGUCACAGAAGAUAUUUCUUUCGACUUUGAUUCUCUCCAAAAUUCCAACUUGGAUCUAAGUGAUGUUAAGGUAAUAACCCAGUCUCCAACUUGUGAACUUCGAAUACUGAGUGCCACACCAGAGCAGAUUUCUCAGCUACAAGAUACCCAGGAAAUCAUUCUUUCAGAAGAGCAGAUUCUCACCCAGUCUUCGAGCGAGAAGAGCAUUUUGAUUAGCAAUUCCUCAUCGGUGUCCAUGAGCACUGAAGUGAUGAGUGGGGAAGAACUGGGGGAGGAGCUCGACAUGCCUCACGACGCGCCACACUCCCCCCUCUCUGAGCAAACUUCGACUCUGGCUGCAAUGGACGACCCACACCAUCGCAUUACACUCAAAACUGAACCAGAGCUAGAAAUCUUGGACCAACACGGUAUACUGGCAAGGGAUUCGGAAACAGAUGACUGAAGAAUGUAUAGCUGUGUAUUUCCAAUGAGUACAACUUAAAUGGUUUAGACAAUUUUCUCAUUAUGCAGUUUCUGCAAUAAAUGAUAAAGACUGCCAGCAGUACAAGAUUUCAAAGUUGGAGUAUAGAUUUAUAGUAAGAUUUCCUAAACUGAACUUUGUAUUGAAUCAUUGACACUUACAAAAUGUUUACCUCAGGUGAGUAAACCACAAACAGAUUUGUAGAUUACACAGUAAUGCUUCCUACAUUUGUUAAUAUUAUUAUUAAUACGUUAACCCCUCAAAUGCACGUAACAUUGAGGAAUGUUCUUGUCGUGUAUGAUCGCCCUGUGCGAGAAUGAUCUAUGUUUUAAAGUACUACACAAGAUUUAAAACUCCUGCAGGUACACCAAACUCUCAUCUGCUUCCUCAGGCCUCCAGUAAACAGAUGCCAUCCUCAAAAAAAUUAUAGACACCCCUUCUGGGUGUGAGGGCCUCAGUAGUGAGUAAGCAACUAUAAGUAUCCCAUGCAGCAGCUCAGCUCACGGCCACAGCAUCACUGAUUUCAUCAUCAUUAAGUAACUGCAAUCAUUUAUUGAUGAUAGUGACUUACAGUACCCUGACAAUGAUAAAGACUAUGCACACGGUUCAAAUAUCAGAUUACCCGAUGCUGGUGACGAUGUUCAUAGCUCGAGGCAGAUAUCCACAGCACAGUUGUAUUUUAGUUCAUCUAUACAUCACAAAAUGGAACAUUGUAACCAGAAUUGGGUACAUUGAAUUGAAUCUGAACUAUGUACAUAGUUUUUAUAACAGGAUCUUCUCUGGUACUAUCAUCGGUAAAUAAUCGCAGUCACUUAUUUAUUUCUUCAUUAUUAUGUGAUGCGGUGGGUACAUGCUGCAUGGCUGUGCUGUGCAUCAGGUAUGGCUACUGCAUGCACUGCUCAUGGUUGCCCUCUGUAAGAAAAAAGGCCACUAAGUAGUGACUUUGUAAAUUUAAAUGAGACAAAGGCACUCACCAAAGAGGAGUGCCCACAAUAUUUUUUUUUUUGUCCUAAGAGGCCUGAGGAAGCAGAUAUCGAGCCCUCCCUGUGUAAAUGAGAGGCUUUGAAAUCUUGUGUGGUACCUUUAAAACAGCCCCAGUCUUGUCGCACAGCUUACAGAUAAUUAGUGUGAUCAAUUCCAGCGUGAUUAAGAGUACUGUACUGUAUACAGGUACUGUAUACAGGUACUGUAUUGUUUAAGGUCAAUACUUCUUAAUAUUUAUAUACUGUAUAUCCCCCCACCCCAUAAAAAUAUAAUGUCCUUUUAGAAUAAAUUAAAGUGGUAUACAGUACCAUUUUUGGGAUAUGGAGUUUGUUUAGGGUUACCUUGAGGUGCUUCCGGGGCUUAGCGUCCCCGCGGCCCGGUCGUCGACCAGGCCUCCUGGUUGCUGGACUGAUCAACCAGGCUGUUAGACGCGGCUGCUCGCAGAAUGACGUACGAGUCACAGCCUGGUUGAUAAUUACAGGGUAAUUGGCUUGCCAGACCCAAUGCCUUAGUGAGAGGCAUGUCAUCCUUGGUGCCAACGUAUCAUUCUAUUGCAAUUAUUGCCAGACUGUAAUUAUUACUACAGUACUAUAUUAUGGUAGCGGAGAUGUGCCAGAUAUUGAACACUUAGCUAUUAUCUAAAGCUGGAUACAAUAACGAAUGUUCAACAGCUUUCAAAAGCCAGAUACCAAAUAUCACCACAUCAGGUUGGAUUGUAUAAGACAAAAUUAACCUUAUGUCCUUUAAUUACCUGUUAUGUGAUAGAAUUCUUGGUGAAUUGGAUACUUUUGAUAUCGUUCGCCUUAUGCGUUUCUGUUCUCGUAUUGGCAUCCUUGGUGAUAUUUAGUGCCCUCUGAUUAUUCCGCGCAUUUGAUGGUGCUACAUAGCCUUCCCGGUUUGGUGUUGCCUUCUGAUAAUUACUUAUUUUACCUUUUAUGUAAAUUACCUUUAUUAAUUUAAUAUCUUUUUAUGUAAGAUAACCUUUAUGUAAAUUAUGCAAGUACCAAAAAUAUCAGAUACAUUAUUAUAAAGAAAAUUACUUGUGGA